Thecamonas trahens ATCC 50062 is the source of this 1140-nucleotide messenger RNA. Its product is annotated as aminoglycoside phosphotransferase. The record is from RefSeq and is a predicted model, not a curated record. The coding region runs from base 1 to 1140 and encodes 379 amino acids. Lineage: Eukaryota; Apusomonadida; Apusomonadidae. The transcript has a single exon.
AUGGCCGAAGCGCAUGUUGGUCCUGUUCGCAAGGCCCAUCGCCUGCCGCUCGACAAACUCGCAGCAUACAUGGCAAGCGAGGAGGCGCUGGUCAGCGAGGGCUACACAGGCACGCCACUCGACGUGGCCCAGUUUGCAGGUGGGCAGAGCAACCCGACGUACCUCAUCCGCAACCCGACAGGCAAGGCCGGAUACAGCUGGGUCCUCCGCAAGAAGCCACCGGGCAAGCUGCUGCCUUCGGCCCACGCCGUGGAACGGGAGUACGCCAUCAUCGCCGCCCUCGCCCCGACAGCUGUCCCGGUCCCGCGCCCGCUGCUCCUCUGCACCGAUCCGGACGUCAUCGGCACCCCUUUCUACCUCAUGGAUGCCGUCGACGGGCGCAUCUUCCGCGACCCUAAGCUGCCAAGCCUGAGCCGGGCCGAUCGCAGUGCUGUCUUUGCCGACAUGGCCACCACCCUUGCUGCGCUGCACUCGCUCGAUCCCGACGCCGUCGGCCUCGGCAGCUACCGACGCGGCUCGGGCGGCUACAUCUCCCGCCAGCUCAAGCGGUGGUGGGGCAACUACUCGCUGGCGGUGGUGGAGGAGACGAACACAGAGCCGAUGACCCGCCUCCACACCUGGCUCCGCGCCUCGGCACCGGUCGCCGAGCGCUCAGCCAUUGUCCACGGUGACUACAAGCUCGACAACAUGGUCUUUCACGCUACCGAGCCGCGAGUCAUUGCCCUACUCGAUUUUGAGCUGUGGACCAUCGGCGAUCCGUACUCGGACCUUGCUUACUGUCUCCUACCGUACAUCAUCGGCGCCGGCGCGCCGUCGCUGCCGGGCCUCGGCGGCGUCGACCUUGCCAAACUCGGCAUUCCCUCGCUCGCCGAGUUUGUCGCCACCUACGCUGCCGCCGCUUCGUUUGAUGUCGACAUCGACCUCCCGUUCUACAUCGCCUUUUCGCUCUUUCGCCUCGCCGCCAUUGCCCAGGGCGUAUACAAGCGAUCGCUGACCGGAAACGCGUCGUCGGCCUCGGCCUCGUCAUUUGCCGGCGUCUCGGCCCUCCUCGCCGGACUCGCCCUCGCCGUCGCCGACGGCGCCAUCCCAGCCGUCACCAACGCCAUCGGAGCACCUUCCAACCCGCGCUCACGCUUGUAG